Molecule: messenger RNA, 1482 nt
Organism: Aspergillus heteromorphus CBS 117.55
Lineage: Eukaryota; Fungi; Ascomycota; Eurotiomycetes; Eurotiales; Aspergillaceae
Product: transcription factor domain-containing protein
Exons: 3
Coding region: 1-1482 (493 amino acids)
Biological process (GO): positive regulation of transcription by RNA polymerase II
Cellular component (GO): nucleus
Molecular function (GO): transcription cis-regulatory region binding; zinc ion binding; DNA-binding transcription factor activity, RNA polymerase II-specific
Source: RefSeq, a predicted model, not a curated record
AUGUCCCGAACCAGACUAGCCCAGUCCAUCUCAACAUCACACCAAGCAAUCAUCCAUCAUCCAUCUGCAUCAUUCACCACUUCAACCUUGUGUAAUAGCCCCCAUACAGCUCCAAGCCUCAUGGGCAGAUCAGAUUUGACUGCACUCCCACCCAAUCGCCCCUCCCAACGCCGCCGCGAUGGCUGCUCAGAAUGCCGCCGAAAGAAAGUCAAGUGUGACCUGCGCAAGCCGGUCUGCUCUCGAUGCACCCGAUAUCCCAGAGGCUGCGUCUACACCCUGAGCAUUAUUGGCUCGAACCGAAGACCAGCUGGUCCGGCCCCGGAACCACGCCCAGCCCGUGCGACAAACAAACUCGAUCCGACCCUCGGCCUUUCAAUGCUAACCCACCAGCCAACCCUGACUCCAUCCCCGUAUCUCUCAUCGACGGAAUCCAAGUUCUUCAUGCACAUUCUCGCGACGCAGACCGCCCCUGUCUUCUUCCCGGCAGCGCCGAAGCUCUUCCUCGACGGACUGAUCAGUUCAGCUCUCGACACGCCGCAUCUGUUGGCCGCGCUUCUCGCAUCAGCAUGUAGCCAUCACGGCCGGUUGGUCGGCGGCGACACCCAAAGGUCGCGCAUGGCGUGCCUGAAAUUCACCAACCGGGCCAUCUCGGGGCUAGGCGCGGCCCUGAUGGAACCGGAGCAGAUGCUGCGGCCCGAGACGGCCAUGACGGCCAUGACGCUGUGCACGAACGACGUCUGCAACGGCAACAUGCAAGUCUGGCGGACACAUCUGACGGGAGUGAUGCGACUGCUGACCGCACUGGUGGAGCAGUCCAACACGAGGGACCCGCUCACGACCUGUCUGGUCAAGUGGUUCACCGCGAUGGACGUACUGGCGGGGAUGUCUGGAUCUGCCGGGCCCAGCGACCACGGACUCCUGAAUCCCUUUCCCCAAACCGGUCACAGCCAAGUCGACGAUAUCUGCGGAUACUCUCUCUCACUAGUCCCCGCACUCACCCGCAUCGGACACUUAGCUCGCCGGACACAGGCUCCAUCUCUCGACAUCCUACUCGAAGCACAACACCAUUCCCCAAACACAGCAGACACACACGGACCUACUCUCGCCCUCGAACUGCAACACACCCACCUCGCCUUCGUGCACUGCGCUCUCCUCCACCUGCAUCGCCGCGUCCAGCACCUCCCGCGCCACCACCCCACCGUGCGCGCCGACCUGCUCCACAUCCUGACAGCCAUCCAGAACAUCCGGCCUUUCUCCCAAACCAACAUCCUCAUCCUGUGGCCGGUCUUCAGCGCCGGAUGCGAGACCACCGAGCCCUCCGAACGGCGGCUCAUCCACGCCCGCAUGACAAACAUGCGCCGUCUCGGCAUGGGCAAUUUCACCCGUGCACGCGACAUGCUGGAGGCGUUCUGGGCCGCGGAAAGUGCCCUCCCGUGGGACUUGUAUUUCAUACAGCAGGGCGUGGAGCUAGUUCUAUUCUAG